GGAAAGAGGAGGGCUGAUCUCCUAACAAACAGCUGUUGCAGCUGUAGAGAACAAAAAGGAGGAAAAUCAGGAGCAGCAGCAGCAAUCUGACCCCUGCAAAGUAUGAAAGGGCAGUGAUGUCUCCUGGGAGGUAAAUUAUGCCAACAAAUCUUUCUGUGCUUAUAGAAGUGAUGAUAUGAAUAUCAGCCACCCUGCACAACAGAAAGAGAGGAACUUUACCAUGAACACCUACCUCUUUGUGUAUGACUUAAUGCAAUUCUGUGGACAUUCCUGGAUAUUUACAAAUAUGAUCAUCAGGUUCAUGUCAUUUGGAAAAGAUUCAUUGGCUGACACCUUUUACUCCAUAGGGCUUGUAAUGCGCCUUUGCCAGUUAUUAUCUAUACUGGAGAUCCUACAUAUCCUUAUUGGCAUUGAAAAAGGCUGUCUCUUCCCCAGGUGUCUGCAGAUCACUGAGAGAAUAAUUGUUUUGUUUGUUGUGAUCAACAGCCAGGAAGAAGUUCAAGGGAGAUAUGUCGUCUGUGUUCUGUUUUUCCUUUGGAAUUUAUUAGAUGUGGUCAGGUACACUUACAGCAUGUUAGCAAGGAUGGGAAUAUACUACCAACCACUGACAUGGCUCAACUUCUCACUGUGCAUCCCACUUUAUCUGCUUUCAGUUCUGGCUAAAGCAUUUGCAAUUUGUGUAUCACUGCCUUAUUUUGAAUCCUUUGGCACAUACUCCAUCAAGCUACCAUUUCCAUUCGCCUUCUCAAUCUACUUCCCCUAUGUUCUGAAAAUGUACCUGCUAGUGCUGUUUACAGGUAUGUGCUUUAUCAUCCAGAGCCUCUUCUCCGAAAGGAAGGCACACCUAGGGACAGGCAACAUCAAAAAGAAAAGAAGCUAAGUUGAUAUUUUGUUUGGAAAUAGGAUAUAUAUUCCCAGUGGGCUGCUGCAUAUCAUAGUUUAAAAAGAAAUUAGACAACGAUUUUCAGUGCAAAACUCCUGUCUGCAUAUAUAUUAUUUGGCUGCACAGAAUCUUCAGAAGAGGCAGGUCUCUCUAAUGCACUUCAAAAAUGGAGCAGCUCAAAAUAACUACCUACUUUUGAAAGUUUUGACUUCAAAUGGCAGGAGUUUUUAAAAUUAGUAUAUCUCUAUUAACAUAAUUAGAGAACUCUGAAAAAAAUUGAAGAGUGCCUCCACUCACCAUCAUACUAACAACCCUUAUUUUGGCGUUAAUUCUUGCCUUAUUAGCAACAGAUAUUCUGUAAUGACAAUACCAUUUAAUAAGAUUAUUUUAUAUUAGGCCAACAUGUAUGUGCCUCAUAUACAUGUAAAUAUUAAAUUGGCUACAACAGGAAUCUUUCAAGGAGCAGAAGCUGGAAAGUUUGUGACCUGUGACAUUCACACGCUAAUUAGACUCAGGUAUUCACAAAAGAUGCCGCACAUUCUGGCCCAAACUUCACUUCUUCAAACAAGGUUCCAGAAAAUUCAGCUAAAUCACAAAGGCAAAGUGAUCAGGUACUCAUCUACUACAUAUUCAUGGGGUCAGAAGUAAAAACUUAGAAUCAUGUGUCUGGCACACAUUAAGAACCACUUCCUCCACAAUGAUUUUCUUUCAUGCUGAACAGCAGACAGAUGUGCAAAAGAAGUGUGAUGUAGUCAGGCCAAAUACAUAUUGUUCUUUAAAGGGAAGUGAAUGACUAUCAAAAGGCAUGUACAAAAUUCUAGCCAUUUUAUUCAAGUGUGUUGCUCCCCAUACUUCUGUAGGACUACCUGUGGGAAUGCAACUAGAGAACAGUCUCUUCAAAGGUUGGGAAUGAAGAAUGUGGACAGCAACCCAGCAGACUGUACAGGCAAAAUGGAAAAGUAACUGCUUAGAGGCUGGCAGGGGAUUUUCUGAUGUUUCAUUUAUAUUGAUUAUUGCCUACAAUAAGCAGGUGUGGGGAAAAAAGUGAGGCUAUUUUCUUGACCUUGACUGAAAACUAGGGGGAGGGAUGAAAGAUAAGAGCUGGAGGAAAGAAAGAUACUGUUUAAGGAGAAAAUGGACACUAUCACAUUAUGAGGAGGAUUUUGCCUGUAUGACUUUCUAAACCAUGCAGCCUAAGAGGGUAUGUAAGAGCAAAGCUGGCCUCAAUGAACACAGCUGUUAUGAAAGGUCACCUACUAACAUUUUUAUUUAUUUAAUAUAUGUGGCAGAUAAUUGACUACUGGAGCAUUUGCACAUCAUAAGCAACAAGGUCAUGCACGCAAUAGUAUAGGGUCAACCCUGGAUUUUUUUUUUUUGAAAGCACUGCAAACAGGUAGGAAUUUGGAACAUAUCAGAGAAACAGAAGUACUCCCACUUUGGACUUCUGUCUGACCAAAACUGAUUCAAAUGUGGACAAUGUGAAGAAAUUUAUAGAGCAGCUGAAUAGGAUCACAGCUUUGAAGAAGAGCCAGAAUAAGAACACUUCACAUCAAACCACAAUAUAACAUGCUGGAGGUGAAACAUGGACAUUUUUCCCCUUGGAAGUUCAACCUAAUGUGUUUGUCAUCAAACUGCCUGGAGUUCACACACCCUGUAGGAGGAAACAUGACAUAUGAUAUCGGAGCCUACAUGGCAAGGCUUCGGCAGUGGGGAAGCUGCAGGGAUGGCUUCUGUGAGAAGAAGCCAUGGGCUUCCCCUGUGACAGACACAGCUGGUUCCAGCCAGCUCUGAAACAGAGCCAUCACAGGACACUGCUGAGCCGAAGAGCAAAGCUGAUGGUGCCUCUGUGCAAACAUUUAAGAAAAUGUAAAAAAUGCUACGCAGCAGCUGUGAGAGAGAAUAAUAAGAAAAAUGUGAGAGAAACAGCUCUGCAGACACAACACUCAGUAGGGAAGGAGGAGACGAGGUGCUCCAGCCAUUGCAGCAGUUUUCCCUGUGGCCCAUGGAGAAGACAGUGGUGGAGCAGGUUGUCCCUCUGCAGCACACAGAGGACCAUGCCAGACAAGAUAGCCACACUGCAGCCUGUGGAGGACCCCACGCUGCAGCAGGUGGAUGUGCCCUGAAAGAAGCUGCAGCCCACAGAGAGCCCACACAGGAGCAAGUUCUUGGUAGGAACUGUGGCCCAUGAGGGACCCACACUGGAGCAGCAUUUUCCAAUGGACUGUACCCCAUGUGAAGAACCCAUGCUAGAGCAGUUCUUGAAGAGCUGCAGCCUGUGAGAAGGAACCAUGUUGGAACAGUUCAUGAAGGACUGUAUCUCAUGAGAGGGACACCAUGCUGGAGUAGGGGAACAGCAUGAAGAGGAACAAGCAGAGAGAUUAAGGUUUAUGAACUAACUGCAACCCCCAUUCUCUACCCACCUUGCACUGCUUGGGGUGGGAGGAGGCAGAAAAGUCAGGAAUGAAGCAGUGAAGCUGAGACUAGAAAGAAGAAAGGGGUGGGAGGAAGGUGUUUUUAGUUUUGUCUUUGUUUCCUACCAUCCUACUCUAUUUUUAAUUGGCAAUAAAUUACUCGUCUCUAA
This is a messenger RNA of Phalacrocorax carbo (great cormorant), 3464 nucleotides long. The record is from RefSeq and is a predicted model, not a curated record. Lineage: Eukaryota; Metazoa; Chordata; Aves; Suliformes; Phalacrocoracidae.